Molecule: messenger RNA, 471 nt
Organism: Pseudozyma hubeiensis SY62
Lineage: Eukaryota; Fungi; Basidiomycota; Ustilaginomycetes; Ustilaginales; Ustilaginaceae
Exons: 1
Coding region: 1-471 (156 amino acids)
Source: RefSeq, a predicted model, not a curated record
AUGCCUUUCCGACCGCAAGUCGGAUCGACCGAAGAGCGAAACAAGGCAAAGCCUUGCGCAGAAAGGAGCAGCGAGAGUGUGGGAACUCGAAUAGAUUCAGCUGAGAAGAAAGGGGAGAGACGAGGGAUGGCACUUGAGCAGAGUAAGCAUUUGGCUUCGGAGGAGAGCGCUUCGGACAAGGUCGAACGAAAUCUGCAUGAAGACAGAGGAAUUUCAUUCCCGUCUGUCAACCCACACUCUGCCGAGGUGCCCGUGCAUACAGUCACGUCAAAGCGCGCCCCGCGUCAUCACAGCGGACCCUGUCAGUUGAUUUUUCCAGCUGUCACACACGCCCAGCUCACGCAGUUGUCCGUAGCCGAGGACCUCCUUUUGACAGAUCGGUUCAACCGCUCCUCCUCACUCUCGUCUUGGUCGGAGCUCUUCCUACAGAGAUGCCGAGCUCGGGCGGCGUUUCGAAUACGGUUGAGAUGA